Messenger RNA from Culicoides brevitarsis, 1620 nucleotides. It is a transcript of the gene Naam, whose product is annotated as nicotinamidase. The record is from RefSeq and is a predicted model, not a curated record. Gene Ontology annotation, molecular function: calcium ion binding. The transcript is spliced from 8 exons. The coding region runs from base 110 to 1168 and encodes 352 amino acids. Lineage: Eukaryota; Metazoa; Arthropoda; Insecta; Diptera; Ceratopogonidae.
ACAAGCAAAGCGAGCAGACUACAAGACAGAAGCAGGCAGUGUGAGGCGGUGUUUAAUGUUGCGUUGCUGUUGCAGUCCCUUUUCAUGUGAGCACACAAAUCAAUUCUAAAUGGAUAAUACGGUAGUUGAAAUUUCUACAUUUUCCGAGAUGGAUGCAUGUUUUACUGCAUUCGACAAAGAUGGCGACGAUCGUCUUUCGCUUGCGGAGUUCUCGUUAAUCUGUCGUGCCUUAUUCCGCAAUGACAAGGGGCAGAUUUAUGCCGUUGCUCCCGAAAGGCUCGAGCAAAUGUUUGCUGUUUUCGACAAAAAUGAGGAUGGUUAUAUUGAUCGUGACGAGUUUCAAUUUUGUUGGAAUAACUGGAUUAAAACCAUUGUGAGACCUGUUAGCGCUUUUUUGGUUGUCGACGUGCAAAAUGAUUUUAUCAGUGGUUCGUUGAAUAUCAGUAAUUGUAGUGCACAACAAAAUGGAUAUGAGGUCGUUGAACCAAUCAAUAAAUUACUCGACACUGUGGUUUUUGAUGCUGUCUUUUAUUCGCUCGAUUGGCAUCCAAGCGAUCAUGUAUCCUUUAUUGAUAACAUCAAGCAACGUUCGAUACAUCCGACAUCUCCCGUGACGGCAGAUAAUGCACAAGUUUACGAUACUGUAAUAUUUUCCGGGCCUCCGCCGAUGAAACAAAGAUUAUGGCCUCGACAUUGCGUUCAAGACUCAUGGGGAUCUGAGUUGCACAAGGAUUUGAAGAUUGUUGAAAAUGGCGUGAAAAUCUACAAAGGCACGAAUCCAGAAGUCGAUUCAUAUUCCGUAUUUUGGGACAACAAGAAGUUGAGUGACACGCAGUUGAUUGUUCAAUUACGAGCAAAGGGCGUUACUGAUGUCUAUACUUGCGGCCUUGCAUAUGAUGUUUGUGUUGGCGCAACAACGUUGGAUUCCCUCGCAUCCGGUUACCGUACCUGCUUAAUUGAGGAUGCAUGUCGCGGCGUUGACUUGGUCGAUAUCGACAAAACGCGUCAGGCAAUUAUCGAUGAUCAUGGCGUCAUUAUUGACUCGAGCGAGGUAAAAGCGAUGGUCGAAGGGCGUGACCGAAGGCCCGAAUUGGGAUUCAAAUUAGCGCUGGAGUUGAAACAAAAUGAAGCUGAAAUGACAAAACGACGAGAUCGUCGUCAAAUUUAAGACGCUAAAAUGAAAAAAAAGAUUGCUUGCCUUUUAUGAGUAAAAAAAAUACUUCUUUUAUCGAAGUCGUUCCUGUUAUGAGACAUUUUUCUAGAAUUUAAACCCGAUAUAUAGGAAUAUUUUUUUAGAAAAAUAUAUUUAGUGAUAGGAAUUUUGAUGCUUCUUAUCGAAAAAAAAAUCAUCUCUCAUAACUUUAGGUAGCUUUCUUGUCUAUAAAUGGAUGUAUGGGGUAGACAAAAAUAUAUCAAAAAUCAAUCGGUCAUAUUUUUUAAUUUUUUUACAUUUAAAAAAAAUAAUUUUUUGCUUUGGAAGUUUUGGUCUGUAGUCGAAAAUAAUCGUGCAGGGAUUUUUUGAAAAAAAAAAAUUUUUUUUUUUAAAUUAUUUUAAUUAAAAUUUAUACCUUAAUUCAAUGAAUAAAUUUAGAUAAAAUUUAGAAAAAAAUAUAAUAAAUU